This is a messenger RNA of Diachasmimorpha longicaudata, 2477 nucleotides long. RefSeq lists its product as uncharacterized. The coding region runs from base 1200 to 2222 and encodes 340 amino acids. The transcript is spliced from 4 exons. The record is from RefSeq and is a predicted model, not a curated record. NCBI's taxonomy places the organism in Eukaryota, Metazoa, Arthropoda, Insecta, Hymenoptera, Braconidae.
AUCAUCACCAGGGAAAAUUCACGGAAAAUUCCCCCAACAUCCCUUCGAACAUUAUUUUUUCAAGGUCAAGCACGGAUGCAACGUAUGGCCGCGGUUUUUAAAUUUCUCUCGAUUGAAUGUCGCCGAACGACCGGGCACCGAAGAGGGGGCCAACCACCAGUGGCUUCGGAAUACGUUUUGUAACGUCUUGGUGAAAACGCCGAGACAAGUGGAUGUCUGGUAUAUUCGUAGAGGCGUGUGCAGAGUGAAAUGUGCCAUGCGUGCUGUGUAAGUAGGCGGCGUUUUGUGCGAUCGAUGGGGCUCGAGAGGAUGCUCUAGUUUAUAAAAAAAAACUAGGUGCAAAAAGAGAUGGAAAUGUGUAUAAUGUAAAUGGGUAUUCAUAACUCUGAGCGCUACUGAAGGAGGCUGGACGUAUCGAUUCGGCACUCGGAGGGAAUAAUGUGAUAUUUCAGUGGUUAAAGGGAACACUUAUGAUACAGAGGAGAUGUUUAUACUUCAAUGGAUUUAAAAAGUGAUGAGACGAUUUAAAGACGAAGGGAAUGAAUUUGUUGCGGUAAUUAAGAAUUUUUUUUUCCACUUUUAGAAUCUCCUCCGAAGACAAUUGUUUGUAUUUUUAAUCAUCAAUUUGUAUUUUUUAUCAUCAAUUUUUCCCCCUGAUCUUUUUUGUCACCCUCUUACAUUGUUUGACCCACGAAAAAAUCCCCUCCCCAUUUGUUCAAUCACAUGAGAAAGUGAAUGAGCGAACGAAUGAAAUUUUCAAUCCAUUCUAUUGAAAAUUUCUCUCCGGGUGAAUUUCUUUUCCCGAAAAAUUUUCCGGGGCAUUUUUUUCUCCGAAAAAAAAAAUCGCUCACGGUUUUUUUUCACUCUGUGGGAGACAGUGAUUGAGUGGGCAAUUAAGUUUGGAAUAAAAACGCUCCAAAGUGCACGCGAUUUGGUCACAAUGCAAGCGGUAUUGCCCCGGGAUGAUAUCCCCUUCUGCUAGUCGGCUAAAAAGCGGACGCGAUACGUUUGGUUUAUCUACUGGUGGCUCGAGUCUCUUCGCAUCGAUUUGCGGUUCACGUUGAACGUGAUACAGACACUGGGGCACAACCGUGAGAGCUGUUCCCUCGAAGUCUCCGGUCGAGCGUUGAUGUUCGGAGGUUCAUCGAGUUAUCAAUAAAUCGUUUAUGAUCUCUCGCUUUUUUUAACAUUUUCUGCUGAUGGGAAUUGACAUGGGCGGGCUCUGGACGUGGAUGACGCUCCUGAUUUGCAUCGAGAGCUAUGCCGUCAAGGAAAUUGGGGCUGGGGGUGCUCAGGGUGGGUUCGAUCUCGUGAGGAGGGUGACUGGGGCUCAGAUCCAUAAGGCUGUCCUCACACAACGAGGGUACAUUCAGUUCUUACGGUGGGAGUUGUCAGUGCCUGAAAUUCAUGAAUUCACGUUCUGCGAGUGGAUCAAGUCCACGAACCUCACCUACCCUCACUCGAUAUUCUCGUAUUCGAAAAAUGGGACGGAUCGGCUGGUGCGCGCGUGGAUAUCGCCGUUUGGUAGGAGCCUUCAUCUGGAGAUCAACAGCAUCGAGAUACUGGCGGAGCCAGCGAUUAUUCUUGAAGACCAGUGGUACCAUAUUUGCCUGAGUUGGGACAAUCGGGAGGGCCGGUACGGGCUUUGGGUCGAUGGGAAAAUCAAAGUUGAUGAUUUCUUUCUAGGGAUGGCAGGACAUGUGAUACCAGCAAGUGGUGAUCUAGUUCUUGGUCAGGAGUUCACCGAUUUCGAUAAGGGCUUGGAGGAGGGGAUAGAAGGUGCUGUGCUGGGUUUCAAUCUCCUGCUGGCGUCGGCGUUCGAUGUGAAAUCGCGAUUCAUCGAGAUAAAUAAUCUCGACGAGGGGCCGAUGGUGGCGCCUAUCAACUUUCCGAAAUAUCCGGGGUCGGGUGUCCGGGGGGGAGUGAGCUCUGGACAACGACGUCCAAUACAUUCCAAUUACCCUCCCUCGGCGAUGUAUGCGCGAAAAUCAGGGUCUCGUGGCGCGGCCCAUCACCGAAUCAGGGAGACGAGGCAGACGGCACGUACACCUCUGGGACUGAGGCUGAUUGAAAAUGGUUAUUAUCACUGCGAGGAGGGACGCGGCAGCCCUUACGUCGGGGGAUCCAAACUACUCGUCUCCUGGACAAGAACUCCUGUUAGAGUUUUUGGAGGAGCUGUUUUGAAAAAUGUUGACAGCCAGUGCGGAAUUUUUCAUUCCUGAGAAUAUUUUUAAUGAAUAAUUCUGUUUGGGUGGGGGAGAUGAGGCAGUUCACUCCUCUUGAAUUAUUGGUUCUGAUCAAUAUCUCAAAUUAAUCCAUUCCGGAUAAUUUUUCUUUUUCUUACUGCAUUUUUUGUAUUGUUAUGGCUGAAUAAAAUCGGUUGAUUGUUGAAAAAUCAUUGAAUAGGAACUGAAAUGUCAAGUUGAGAAAAAUUUCGUUAAAUAAAGUUCAUAUUAGAAAUGGAAUAGUUAUAACGA